Aspergillus bombycis is the source of this 552-nucleotide messenger RNA. Its product is annotated as gamma-glutamylcyclotransferase family protein. The transcript has a single exon. The record is from RefSeq and is a predicted model, not a curated record. Lineage: Eukaryota; Fungi; Ascomycota; Eurotiomycetes; Eurotiales; Aspergillaceae. Bases 1 to 552 code for a protein of 183 amino acids.
AUGUCCCAGAAACGAGACGGCUCCGGAGCACCUCAACUUCCGGGCCUCUUCCCGGCUAAGGCAGAGCCAGUAUCACCCUUCUAUACUAUUCUCCGGUCAGCGCCACCAGACUACCUUUUGCAGCGCGACGAGCCAGUCGACUUCCCGCCCGACUUUCCUGUGUAUUACUUCUUCUACGGAACUCUAACCACCCCAGCCCAGGUGAAAAGGAUUCUCGACCUGCCGGAGGAGCCGCAACUUCGCAAAGCAGAGGUAGUUGGUUACGCCGUUGCAAAAUGGGGCGAUUAUCCCGCCCUGAUCAAUGGGAAACAAGGGGAUGUGGUAACGGGAUCUGCCUAUCUCGUACAGUCCGAAGAAGAGGCCCAGAAGUUAUCAUACUAUGAGACGAAUGCCUACAAAGUUGCAGAUUGCCGGAUCUACUUCAAAGACGUGAAAGCGCCCAAGGAGAUCAGUGGCAAAGUUUUCAUGUACGCGGGUGAUGCACAGGCUCUGCUAGAGCAACGAUUCGACCGCAAGCUCUGGAGUCGGCAGAUGGCAGGGAAAUUGGGGUGA